AUUGAUGGGCACACUCCAACUGCUGGGCUGGAGAGACUGGACUUGGUCUUGCCAUUUCUGCUGCUUUAAAUAAGAAGACAACUUGGGCUUCUUUUUAAUUUAGUUCUUCUCCUUCUCCCCCACUCCCCCAACCUUCCCCUUCACCUCCCCCACCCCAAUUACCACCCCCCUUUUAAAUAAGCGGGUGAAGGUGAACCACAGCGCACCAGGGAAGUGACUCAGGAGGCAGAGAAGAUGGGCAUCCUCAGCGUAGACUUGCUGAUCACACUGCAGAUUCUGCCAGUUUUUUUCUCCAACUGCCUCUUCCUGGCGCUCUAUGACUCGGUCAUUCUCCUCAAGCACGUGGUGCUGCUCUUGAGCCGCUCCAAGUCCACUCGCGGGGAGUGGAGGCGCAUGCUGACCUCAGAGGGAAUGCGCUGCAUCUGGAAGAGCUUCCUCCUGGAUGCCUACAAACAGGUGAAGCUGGGUGAAGAUGCCCCCAAUUCCAGUGUGGUACGUGUCUCCAGUCCUGAAGGAGGGGACAACAGUGAAAAUGGUACCCAGAAGAUAACUGAUGGAACCAAGUGCCACCUUCUUGACUUUGCCAACCCUGAGCGCCCGCUGGUGGUCAACUUUGGCUCAGCCACUUGACCUCCUUUUACUAACCAGCUGCCAGCUUUCAGCAAACUGGUAGAAGAGUUCUCAUCAGUGGCUGACUUCCUGUUGGUCUACAUUGAUGAGGCCCAUCCUUCAGAUGGUUGGGCAGUGCCUGGGGAUUCUUCUUUGUCUUUUGAGGUGAAGAAGCACCGGAACCAGGAAGACCGAUGUGCAGCAGCCCACCAGCUUCUGGAGCGUUUCUCCUUGCCGCCCCAGUGCCGUGUUGUGGCUGACCGCAUGGACAAUAAUGCCAACGUAGCUUAUGGAGUAGCCUUUGAACGUGUGUGUAUUGUGCAGAGACAGAAAAUUGCUUAUCUGGGAGGAAAGGGCCCCUUCUUCUACAACCUUCAAGAAGUCCGGCGGUGGCUGGAGAAGAACUUCAACAAGAGAUGAAAUCUAGAUUAGCUGUUUAAAGGUAUGAUUGUAAUAGAGCUUUUUAAAAAAAAUUAUAUAUAUAUAAAUAUAUAAAGGGAAAGGAACUAAGAACUGAAUCCACUAUUUCAACUGAGUCUCAUUGCUUCACUGAAAGACAGCGAUUUACAUGUCAGAAGAACGUAAACCUCUAACAUCUCAAUACUUCUUUACCACUCGAAUGGCAUUUGGCUAAAUAGUAGCCCCAUCACUUCUAUUUCUUUAAAAAAAAAAAAAAGUCCUGACUGUAAAGAUCCCAAGGUGGAGAGGAAGAAACUGUUGA
Pteropus alecto (black flying fox) is the source of this 1330-nucleotide messenger RNA. RefSeq names its product iodothyronine deiodinase 2 (gene DIO2). The record is from RefSeq and is a predicted model, not a curated record. The transcript is spliced from 2 exons. Gene Ontology annotation, molecular function: thyroxine 5'-deiodinase activity. NCBI's taxonomy places the organism in Eukaryota, Metazoa, Chordata, Mammalia, Chiroptera, Pteropodidae.